This is a messenger RNA of Lichtheimia ornata, 1284 nucleotides long. RefSeq lists its product as uncharacterized. The coding region runs from base 1 to 1284 and encodes 427 amino acids. The record is from RefSeq and is a predicted model, not a curated record. NCBI's taxonomy places the organism in Eukaryota, Fungi, Mucoromycota, Mucoromycetes, Mucorales, Lichtheimiaceae. The transcript has 6 exons.
AUGUCCGGCCUAACAGUAGACAACCUUACCACACGCACGCUCUCACACCACUGUGUCGAAGACGAGUGCCAUUGCGACUGGCGAAUCUCCAUUUAUGGUUGUACCGAAGAAACUGCCAUGUAUUACAUCUACAUUGUCAACAUUGCCCUCUCAGGUCUUGUUGUAGCUGUUGGUAUUGGUUUGAUCAUCCAUCGCUUGAUUAUCAAAGGCCAUAAGCUAUGGGAUUAUAGACGAGCUGGUGGAUGUCUUCGACCUAAGCCGGUGGAUUCUAUGUUGGUGCUCUUGACAUUUUACAAUAUCCUGCGAUUGAUUUCUAGUGUAAUUUUGGUGGUCGAUGUUGCGCCGACAAACAUGAUUGCUCGUUCAUUCUUGUUUGAGAUUCCAUGGCAAUUUGGGUAUGGCAGCUUUGCGCUGUACCUUGUAGGUAUUGCUCAAACAUUAGCUGAGAGCCAUAAGGCCGUAUCCACUGGAUGGUUGCCAUCCGCUCAAGUCGUUGAUUUAUUGGGCUCAUGGUUCUUUUUAUGGCCCUUCGUGAUCAACAAUGUAUGCUCGAUCAUCUCUGGUGCAUUUGCUUACUCCAACUUGUAUGUGGCCGAAGUGUUUGCUCGACUCCUAUAUGGCUUUUGGUUCCUUCACGAUGCCUCCCUCAGCGGUGCUGUGCUUUUUGCUGGAUGGCGUUUGGUUCGAAUUCUCAAUUCGCAUUUGGCUAGAUUUGGAAAGGAUGGUGCUCGGUAUCAAGCUAUCAAAACAGGCAUCUUUAAAAUCAAGAUGCUGGUAGGCAUCAUUAUUGUGUGUCUCAUGUCAUUUGCCUCGUUCCUUUUGCUGUAUGGAAUCUUGCGUGAUCGUAUCAUGACAUCCACUGUUGGCAGUGUCAUUCUUGCUGUCAUUUGGACAUACCUUGGUCCCAUGACAACGGUGUUUGUUGAAGCAGCCAUCAUCAUCAAUCCCAAGUUUGAGAAGAACCAAGCAUUGGCUGCAAACUCAUCGAGUGGCACAGGUGGUGGUGAUUCUACUUUUCCCACCUCCACAGGCGAAAGUACCAGUUACACGGCACCAGGCGUAACCAUAUCAUUCAACGACAAGGAUGAAAUGAGUGAUCUCAAGCAACAGCAACUUAGGUACCAGCAGCUGUAUCAGAAGCAUGCUGUUGGCCCCAAUGUCAGCAAUCACUCGCCUACGGAUAGGGCAUCUGACGACUCGGCAGCUGAUGAUUUCCAACGUCAAAAGUUCCGUAAUCAUGCUGCCGAUGAUACUGGUUCUUCCAAAUAUGAGCUCGUCUAUUAA